AUGAGGGCAAGAUUGCGCAGAGAAGAAGAGGAUGAGGAGACGCGACAACAGCGCAAUGUCACUACAGCACAAAGGGAGCGUAUUCGGAGAAGCCGGAUGACAUCAGCAGAGGUUCAGCAAAGGCGAAAUUUAGAAGCUGAGCGAUUUCGCAGUCGUGGAAGAACCAUCUCAGCUCAAACAAGAAGAUUAGCGAGGACCAAUUUGCAGCCGGAUAAGCACUACGAUGGACCGAUGAACGUCGCAUGUGGAAGCUGUGGAGCAAAGCAUUUCAAAUUUGAGUCCAAGGGUAAGAGACACUCAAUGGCUGCUGCAAUCAUGGCACCAUCAGUAUACUGCACUUCACUAACUACCCUGAGGAACUCCGCCGACUGCUCACAUGUCAAGACGCUGAAGCGAAGGAAUUUCGCGAACAUAUUCGCAGCUACAACAGCGCCUUCGCAUUCGCUUCCAUGGGCGCACAAUUGGAUACACCACAUAGACGUCGAUAUAAUGCACCUAUUGCCAAUGAAGUUGCUGUAUGUUGGAGACGAUGGAGAUGUAGCAUAACCUUGCAGUGCACCUAAGAGGAGGAGGGCUACGAUCCAUCCGAGUAAUUGACCCUUAAUGCGAUCCUUUGACCUACCCAGUCCUUUUUCCGCAUGGAGAACUGGGAUGGCAUCCAAAUAUGGUGAAGAGCCCAUCGGAAAGACGUCGUGCCAGACUAACCUAGAAGGAGUACUACUCCAACAGGAUAGCUGUCAGGGAUGAAUUUAAUCCUCUCCACUUUGCUGGAAAACUCUACCAGCAUUUUUGGUGGACAGCUACGUUAAGAUAGAGCAGAAUCGACUGAACUACGAUCGCACUCAUCAAACUGAACUCAGAGUCGAUAGCUAUAAAGGCCUCUCUGACUACGUGGCAGGUGACAACAAUAUUUCAGGUCCACCAGGUGUUCGGCAUGUUAUACUGCCUUCUUCGUUCCCAGUAUCACCCCGUGCAAUGGUACAAAAUUAUCAAGAUGCUAUGGCCAUUGUGUCCAAGUACGGGAAACCGGACCUCUUCAUCACGUUCACAUGCAAUCCUGCAUGGAGAGAAAUUGUUGAGCAAUUGCACAAUGGGCAGACGGCUUCCGAUAGACCUGAUAUUGUCGCCAGAAAUUUCAACAGCAAGUUGCAGGAGCUCUAUAACGAUUUGUUCAAGCGGCAGAUUUUUAGAGCUGUAAAUGCGUAGGACAAACCGAGAAGUAUCACUGAGAUGAACUCUAUUGUUCAAGCCACCAUACCUGACCAAGGAGCAGAGCCUCGCCUUUUCAGUAUUGUGACUACCUGCAUGAUGCACAGAUCGUGUGGAGCGGAUAAUUCGCGGUCGCCGUGUAUGGUUGAUGGGAAAUACUCUAAAAGGUUCCCAAAGGAGUUCAGAGAUGAAACAAGUGCAGACUUCGACAGUUAUCCGAUGUAUCGCAGACCAAAUGACGGUCGAACAUGUGUAUCGGCAGGAAAGAUCCUCGAUAACAGAUCGGUAGUGCCGUACAACACAUAUUUAGCCCUUCGCUAUAAUGGCCACUUGAAUGUAGAAAUCUGUGGGAUGAUUCAAGCUGUUAAAUAUAUGUACAAGUACGUUUACAAAGGACCUGACCGAGCAACACUCCACAUGAUAUGGAACGAGAACGGUUUCGAUAGCAGAGUGGUUGACGAGAUUGACGAAUUCGUGAACGCCAGAUACGUUCAUCUGUCAGGCUACCAGAAUGUGACAUUCCAAGGAGGCAGGGAAGAGGAUUCAGUUCGUCAAGCAGCCGACAAAGAGACAAUGCUCACGGCCUUUUCGAAAUUGAACGAAGAACAUGAACCGUUAUACGGUGAAGGUGACGUGCCUGAGUUAGAAAAGGAUGUCCGCACAUUACUUUACGUGCAAGUGCCAGAAUUCUUCUCAUUUGACCAGCAGGCACGGAAGUGGAAGAUGAGGCAAAGAAAGAGUCGUCCAAUUGGAAGAAUGUAUACGGCGGAUCCUUUAGAUGUAGAACGAUACAGCCUCCGAACACUACUUUUGGACAGGAGAGGACCAAAAUCGUUCAGCGAUCUGGGGACAGUUGACGGAGUUGUUCAUGUCUUUUUUAAAGAAGCAGCCAAGGCCCUAGGAUUGAUGAAUGAUGAUUCUCACUACGAAAGCUGCUUGAGCGAAGCAUCGGAAUUCCACAUGCCAGGUCAAUUUCGUUCCCUCUUUAGUAGCCUUCUUUGUUUCUGCUCUGUUAGUGAGCCAGAGCAGCUUUGGGAAAAAUUCAAGAGAGCAUUGGCAGAAGACUACAUUCAUAGAGGAUUAGGCGAAGAAGAAGGUGUUGUGCGGGCGUACUACGAUAUCAUGGACAAGAUGAUCGUUUGCGGUGCAAAUUUGAUGAGCAUAAUCAGUCCCUCUUCUCAUGAAAUGUCUGAUCAGCUCAAUGAGGAAGAGUUCACGGAAGACGAACACAUUUCCUGCGGAAGUCAUUUGAUGGUCCAGCUAAACGUGCAUCAGAAGGCAGCCGCUGAUUCCAUUUCGUCAACCAUAGACGAUGGUAAUCAUCAACACUUUUUCAUUGAUGGUCCUGGCGGCAGUGGAAAAACGUUGCUUUACACCGCAUUGUACCACACACUGCUUGGGAUGAGGAAGAAUGUGAUUUGUGUGGCCUGGACAGAAAUCGCUGCCAACCUGCUGCCUAAUGGAAGAACGGCGAGCAGCGCUUUCAAGCUCAAUAUUCAUGACAACAACAGAACAUGCACUAUGAAAAGGCAGUUAGCAGAAGCCAAUAUUCUCCGUAACGUGUCCGUCAUAUUUUAG
Molecule: messenger RNA, 2787 nt
Organism: Haemonchus placei
Lineage: Eukaryota; Metazoa; Nematoda; Chromadorea; Rhabditida; Trichostrongylidae
Source: the annotation of a GenBank genome assembly